GUUCCUAAAAUACCAAGCCCAACCAACCCUUCCAUCUUUCUUCCCUAUGGGCCCUCUUGCGGCCUUUCUCUCUCUCUCUCUCUCUCACACACACACACGUACACAGAGACACAUAGUUGUUGCAGCUUAACAUCAUGAUUAUAGUCCCCUUGUAAGCUUUAUAUGCAAAAAUUCCAAAUAUUCCCUUCAAAGAACCCAACUUUGAAUGUCAUCUUUUCCUUAAUUUCUGCUUGGGGGGCAAGACCAGAGAUUUGAUUUUCUUGCAAAGACUUUGAAGAAUUUCUACAGUUGACCCUCAAAGUUUGAGUUGGGUGAGUUCAAUUAGCAAAAGAUUGUAUCUUUGAUUGACCCUUUUGAGUUAUUGGGGAUUUGAGGGUAGAAUGGAGACAGAGAGUGGUAGCAAGUCAAAGAUGGAUGAUUAUGAAGUGGUAGAGCAAAUUGGAAGAGGAUCUUUUGGUAUAGCAUUUCUUGUUCUUCAUAGAGCUGAGAAAAAGAAGUAUGUUCUGAAGAAGAUACCUUCAGCAAAGCAGUCAGAGAAGUUCAAACGUACUGCACAUCAAGAGAUGAAUCUGAUAGCUAAGCUAAGCCAUCCAUAUAUCGUGGAGUACAAGGAUGCUUGGGUUGACAAGGGGAACUGGAUAUGCAUCGUUACCAACUAUUGUGAAGGUGGAGAUAUGGCAAAGAUCAUAAGGAAGUCUAGAGGAGCUCUCUUCCCAGAAGAGAAACUCUGCAAGUGGCUGACUCAGCUAUUACUGGCUGUGGAUUAUCUGCACUCCAACCGUGUUCUACACAGAGACGUGAAGUUAUCUAACAUUUUUGUCACAAAGGACAAUGACAUCCGGCUAGGUGAUUUUGGAUUUGCAAAACUUUUAGAUGGAGAAGGCCUUGCUUCCUCGGUUGUUGGUACUCCAAACUAUAUGUGCCCUGAGCUCCUUGCUGAUAUACCGUAUGGCUACAAAUCUGACAUAUGGUCUCUUGGAUGCUGCAUGUUUGAGAUUGCCGCACACCAAGCACCAUUUAGAGCUCCAGACAUGACAGGACUUAUCAAUAAAAUAAACAGGGGUUCUUUAUCACCACUUCCAAUUAUAUAUUCCUCCAACUUGAAACAGAUUGUUAAAAGCAUGCUAAGGAAAAGCCCAGAACACAGACCAACAACUGCAGAGUUGUUAAGGCAUCAACAUUUGCAACCAUACCUCCUUCGCUGCCGCAACCCUUCUUCUGCUUUUCUUCCAGUGAAGUCCCCAAACAGCCCAAACAAGCAAUCACCUGGAAAAUCUGGCAGUCCUAGAUUCAUAAGAGACAGACCUCUAAGGCUAAAGGAGAAGAGUCCUGUUUUUCACUUUGAUGAAAGUGAAAAACCUCUAAGGCUAAAAGAGAAGGGUCCUGUUUUUCACUUUGAUGAAACGGACAACAUUCGGCCACAAAAUUUAUCAGACAACUAUGACACAUUUAAAGCCAAACUUGAGACUAAGAGAGUUGAUCCCACUAGCUACUCGGCAAAGAUCUUUGUCGAUGGUGUGGAUUCUAAAUGCUGGGACACUAAUGAGGCGGCUAUUUGCAAUGGAGGCGAUCAAACCGACUCUCUGUUGCAAAAAGGAAGUAAAAAUACACCAAACUCUUCAAGAUUCACGGCAAAAACUCGCUCUGCAGAGCUAGAGCAAGAUUCUGCUGAGCAUGUUCAACAAUCUGAAGAAGGUGAUGGGGAGAGUGACAAAACAAAAGACCUUGAGGUGUUGAGCACUCCAAGUGGCAGUGGAGAAGCAGACUUGAAUGAACUAGAUAGUAUCUCCACGAAGCCUAGCAGAAUGAAAUUGUCUAGUGGAAGCUCUAAUGAGAAAACACGGUCCUUUGAUGAAGAAAGCACUUCAUCGACUUCGCGACCUGCAAAAUCUGAUACUGAUGCUGAACUAAGGUGUCAUGCAUCUGAAACUGAAAAUGUUGGCGAGCUUAAAGAAGUUUCUGUUGACUGCAUCGCUUCUGAAAGAAAUGGGUCAAGCCCACUUAAAGAUGAGAUAGAAAAGAAGAACACAAAUAUGGUUGAAGAUACUAAACAGACCGAUAAAGAUGCUCGUCAAGCACUAGAUGAUAGGGUUUCACUGCUUAAGGCACUAGCUGCAUUAGCUGGUGAUGGGCACAAAAACGACUGGGAAAAUCCCACUCAAGAAAGAGCUGAAGCUCUGGAAUCCCUUUUAGAGGUUUGUGCACGACUACUCAAGCAGGAAAAAAUUGAUGAGCUUGCUGGUGUGCUGAAACCAUUUGGCGAUGAUGCAGUUUCAUCUAGAGAGACGGCAAUAUGGCUAACAAAAAGCCUCAUGAGUGCACAAAAGUUGGCCAAGGGAUCGUGAUUUUUGUGGUGGCAGUGAAAUACUACUGUACAGAGUGAUUUGUUUGCUUUCAGUGGGUUGACAUAGAUGUUUAGCUUGACUGUGUUUGAUUUCCUUCUAAAUGAUUUGAUUUAUGGGAAAGCUUACUUUGAUGGUAUUAUUUUCCAUCAAAGAAGCUUCUCUGGUGUGUAACAUGAGAGUGUGAACUAAGUUUUGUUGGAGGCUUGAUGAAUUGAGGUUGUAUAAUUGUAGGACAUCUGAUGGAAUUGUGAAGAUCUUAAAUUACUCCUAACUCAGUUUGCUAA
Messenger RNA from Lycium ferocissimum, 2629 nucleotides. Its product is annotated as serine/threonine-protein kinase Nek6-like. The record is from RefSeq and is a predicted model, not a curated record. Gene Ontology annotation, molecular function: protein kinase activity; ATP binding. Gene Ontology annotation, biological process: protein phosphorylation. Lineage: Eukaryota; Viridiplantae; Streptophyta; Magnoliopsida; Solanales; Solanaceae. The transcript is spliced from 13 exons. The coding region runs from base 381 to 2345 and encodes 654 amino acids.